GUACUAAGCACAUGCAUAAGUCGACCUCUCAAUUCACGGCCGCCAUCCAAACCUUCUUCUUCUAGCAAUACCUCAAAGUCAAUAAUAGCAGCAUGGAAUUAAUGGCAGAUACCCAAAAUUCGCCAUGUAUUGCCAAAAGUGCCGCGCUCCGCUUAAGCUAGAUGGGUCAUUAGCAGACCUAAACCCAGCAGCAUUUGAUCUACUCGUUGCUACGUCCUCCCAGCAGCAUCCGAAGCGAUCGCCCUCUUCGCGCUUAACCUACCCGAACGAUACCGAGAGGAGAGCACUAUAUGAUAGAGUAUAUAAAGAUGGUGGGCCGGCAACCUUCAAAAGAAAUAGCAGUGCUUUGCGUGGCGAUGGCCAGCCUCGCGAUAGCUCCGCCAUGUCCUUCGUCCUCCUUACAGAGUCUCAAGUAGCACCCCCAAGGCUCACGCCUCCAGUAGAGCCCCAAAGUCCGAGACAGCAACGCCGAAUAUCGAUGUCCAGCGGCCAACGUAAUGACGGAAGGAAACCCGCGCAACCUCACGAGGCCGAGCGCGUUAAUAAACUUUUUGAGAUCUUAUCCGCGCGUUCAGAUAUAGACCAUCCCGUUUGUGUUGAAUGUACGGAGAUGUUAGUAGACGGGCUCCAGAAGAAGCUAGAAUCCACAGCGCGGGAACGAGACGCUUACGCCGCUUUUCUCAAGCAAGUCCAAGCCGACGUACCCAGCGAAGAAGACAUUGCCGAAUCAGAAAAGGCUGUAGAAAUAGCGCGCAAGGAAGAGCAAGAGUCAUUCAAGCAGCUAUUGGCGCUAGAGAAAGAAAAGGCGGCACUUGACCUCGAAAUUGCAGCUCUCGAGGAGGAGUCGCAGGCACUAGAUGCCGAGGAGGAGCAGUUCUGGAGAGAGCGCAAUGCAUUUGCAGUGAAACUCUCCGAGUUCCAAAACGAAAGGGAUAGCAUAAAUUCCAAGUUCGACCACGACUCACAACUUCUUACGAGACUCCAACGAGCAAACGUUUAUAAUGAUACAUUUUCAAUACACCAUGAUGGCCACUUCGCAACAAUCAACGGGCUCAGGCUUGGCAGACUAUCAUCAAAACCCGUAGAUUGGCCGGAAAUCAACGCCGCUUGGGGUCAAGCAUUGCUACUGGUUGUCACCGUUGCCGAUAAGCUAGGGUACAAAUUUGAGGGAUACGAGCCGUUACCCAUGGGCUCAACGUCCAAGAUUAUCCGCUACGAUUACCCAUCCCCAUCUUCCAGUCGACUAGGCGGACAUCGAAGCGGGCCUCCGCCAGGACCUAAGAAGACUGUAUUAGAGCUAUUCUCCUCGGGCGACCUUCCCCUGCAAAUGUUAUGGAACCGCAAGUUUGAUCAAGGAAUGGUGGCAUUCCUAGAGCUGGUAAGACAGCUCGGGGUCUUCGUCCAUCAACAAACGAAAGAAAGUAGCAGUCGGGGCGAGUACGCAGCAAACCCGCUAGCGCUCCCUUACAAGAUUGAGGGAGACAAGAUCGGCGAUGACCGCAUAGGCCACUUCAGCAUCAAGUUGGGCAUGAACAAUGAUGAGAGCUGGACAAAGGCAUGCAAGUUUGCGCUUACGUGUUGCAAGUUUCUGAUCGCACACGCGAGCAACGUGAGUCAUAUAUCAAACGGACGUUGAGGUCUAGCUAGCGCCUGGUUUGCGUGAUGGGUUAGAGAUGGCGUUUGGCGCUGCAGGAAACUAGCAAGAGGUUUUACACUGCUAUCAUGGCUGGGGCACUGAUAAUGCUGUUAGAGUCCUUAUGUAUUAGAUAUCCAAAGUAUGUACGUUUUAGGGUGCUAUAUUUGUAUAAGUCUUUAUUGCUUGUUACUAUAUUUUUGUGGUUUAACAAAUGUGGGUGAUAUUACUACGGUAUAACAGCCAAGUCUCAAAUAUAAAUAAACUCCAACAUCGCUAUCUCGAUAUUGAGUUUUUACCUAAGUCUAUUCACA
Messenger RNA from Daldinia decipiens, 1947 nucleotides. Its product is annotated as APG6-domain-containing protein. Gene Ontology annotation, biological process: autophagosome assembly; cellular response to nitrogen starvation; late endosome to vacuole transport. The record is from RefSeq and is a predicted model, not a curated record. Gene Ontology annotation, cellular component: phosphatidylinositol 3-kinase complex, class III, type I; phagophore assembly site; phosphatidylinositol 3-kinase complex, class III, type II. NCBI's taxonomy places the organism in Eukaryota, Fungi, Ascomycota, Sordariomycetes, Xylariales, Hypoxylaceae. The transcript has 2 exons. The coding region runs from base 125 to 1636 and encodes 503 amino acids.